AUGCCGCCACGAGCAGACGGAAGUCCACGCCCACGGCAAGGGGGCAAACCACUUGCGUCCAACUGGAAGAAUUGCGCCGGUGUAUCCGUCAAAGUAGACGGCUUGCCGCCCAACGUGACUUCUGAAAACUUGCUGCAAUGGUUUUCCAACUAUGGUACCAUUACAUUUUGCAACAUCACGGAGGCUACUGGCAAAACUCAGAUCUCAGCAUCUGCUGUCGUGAACUUUGAGCCUGUGCCUAGCACUGCGUUCUGGGAAGCUGGUUCAGUCGUAGUACAGCAUUCUGACACUGCGAAGUACCCAGAGGGACUUCGACUCCGGCUUUGUGCCGAGUCUCGCCGGGAGAGAUGGUUCAAAAGCCGUAUCGAUCCCGACGUGCAAUAUCCCACAAAGAUUACGGCGAGACUUAGCUCGUUGGGCUUAGGCUCCAUGAUCGGCCCUGCUGCGAUCAAUAUUCGCAAAUCAGUCACUUCGUCCAACGGUACAAACGACUUCAGCCUUGAACUGGAUGUGUUGGCAAAGCGCCUGAUUAUUUACUUUCCUCUUGCCGUCAAACAAGAUGAUGGCCAUUAUCACACCAAGCAGCUCAAGCUUCUCGCUGAAUUGUCUCAGAUGCAGACUGCUGUUUAUAUCACAGAAAAGGGACAAGAGGCCUUUAUUUUACCUUUUCCCAUCCCGCCUCAGUAUUUCUGGAAAUUCGAUGAAUUGGAGCGGGCUGCUUUUGCCUCACGUCGCACCAACUGGCGUGCUCAAGAUUCUUGGAAGAGAGCCACAGACAUUAUGGAGGACGAUACAAGCUCGUUGAAUUUCCCCGUCUCUGCCAAUCCCGUUUCGUUCAGACCAGCUUUUCUAGAUGUCGGUCGUUGGACGGCUUUCCGGGUUGUUGUGAAUGCCACGAACGGACCUGGCAAGCUGGCAAUCCAACAUCUGAAAUUAGCGCUGGAAGAUCUGAAUACCACGCUACAAGUCUGUGAUCAAUUCCUCGUUGGUAAUUCCACGACGACAAUGUGGGACUACCUUGACCAUCACAGCGUUGAGGGAGAGCAGCAUGCCUUGGCCAGCUUGCUGCCAUCCAACACGCCCUUUGUCCAUCUAGACUUUGGCGUUCGGUAUCAACUGGAAGUAUGCAUUACCCGCCGCGUACUCAACGAGCAUACGGUGUCCUUGGAGUUCUUGGAAAAGCUAGCUGCACUGCAUCCACUGGAUGCGAAGCACCGGCUGGAAUUCCUUGUGGAUCAAGAGGAGGUUGUGCAUAAUCCUAUGGAUAUAUUUGCAAAGCGGACCGUGGCAUCCUAUAGACCAGCGACAAGAAUCCCACACUACUGCGUGUUGGCGCGAAAGGCCACUGUUACCCCUACUUCUCUUCUACUGAGCUCGCCCGCUGUUGAGACCUCGAAUAGGGUACUCCGAUAUUUUAACCAAUCUCAAGACCGCUUUUUAAGAGUGCAGUUUGUGGAUGAGGCGGAGAGCGGCCGUAUGACCAUGAACUCCCACAACAAAGAAGAGAUAUGGAAGAAGUUGCUCAGGACCCUGUACGAAGGCAUCCAGAUUGGCGAUCGGCGAUACGAAUUCUUGGCUUUCGGCAGCUCACAGCUCAGACAGUCUGGCGCAUAUUUCUUCUGCCCAACUGAUCAUGUUUCAUGUGAAGAUAUCCGUCAGUGGAUGGGCCAAGUUAGUCAUAUCAGAAUCGUGGCCAAGUACGCAGCUCGGCUGGGUCAAUGUUUCUCUACAACACGAGAGAUGAAGGGUGUCCCCAUCCCAGAUGUGCGACCCAUUCCAGAUAUCGAGCGGAAUGGCUACUGCUUUACCGAUGGAGUCGGCAUGAUAUCUGGAUUCAUGGCUCGGAUGAUUGUUGAAGAGCUCACCUUGGAAGUAUACAACGAUCCAUCUGCAUUUCAAUUUCGCAUGGGUGGGUGCAAAGGUGUACUAGUAGUCUGGCCCCAGGCCAAAAGAAGCGAGGUUUACAUCCGACAGUCCCAAGAGAAGUUCAAAGCCGACGCCAAAAACUUGGAGAUUAUCAAGUGCGCUAAAUACACCUCUGCUACACUGAACCGGCAAACAAUCACUAUUCUAGAGUCUCUUGGUGUGCCGAAGAAGGCUUUCAUGGAUAUUUUGGAGAAACAGAUUUCUCUCUACGAAGAAGCCGCCAAGGAUAACAGAGUGGCGAUUGGCAUGCUGAAAAAGUGCGUGGACGAGAACCAGUCUACGCUGGUCUUGGCCGAAUUUUUGCAGGCCGGCUUCAAGACUAAUGAUUGUCAAGAGCCGUUUGUGGUUAACUUACUGAAUCUUUGGCGGUCUUGGUCUCUGAAGCUACUCAAAGAAAAGGCUAGAAUCGCCAUCGAGCAGAGUGCAUUUGUACUGGGCUGUGUAGACGAGACGGGUACUUUGAGAGGCCACUCAAAUGCGACCGAAGGCACCUCUGAUAAAGAUAUCAACAAACUUCCCCAAAUAUUUUUACAGGUGUCUGACUCAAAAGUAUACAAUACAACCAAAGUGAUUGAGGGCAUCUGUGUUGUUGGGCGAAAUCCGUCAUUGCACCCAGGCGAUAUUCGGGUAGUUGAAGCGGUUGAUAUUCCUGAGCUGCGCCACCUUAAAGACGUCGUCGUCUUUCCUUCGACUGGAGAUCGUCCGGUACCCAACAUGCUGUCUGGCGGAGACCUCGAUGGAGAUGAUUUCUUCGUCAUUUGGGAACCCACCCUGAUCCCCGAGAAGUGGAAUCACCCGGCCAUGAAUUAUACUAGCCCACCGCCGCAGCAACUUGAUCGAGAUGUCAAUGUUGACGAUUUGCGAGACUUUUUCGUAAAUUACAUGAAGAAUGACGUGCUUCCGCUAAUCGCAACGUCUCACUUGGCGUUGGCCGACCGUUUUGGACCUGGAUCACCUGUUUGUCGAAGACUGGCUGAGCUUCACUCCAAAGCUGUCGACUAUCCAAAGACUGGUGAGCCCGCGGAAUGCAAUCACGCCAUGCAUAACCCUCAGGAUUGGCCGCAUUUCAUGGAGAAGAGGCAAAGAUAUACAUCGCAACAUGCCCUGGGGUUGAUAUAUGAUAGGGUGAUCAAGCAGUCCAUCGAGUUCCGACCUGACUGGGAAAAUGCUUUCGAUAAGCGUAUUCUCAACCGAUUCCAGCUUGAUACGGCAAUGCUCAAGAGCGCCAGGCAGAUCAAAGGCCAGUAUGACGCUGCGGUACGCCGUGUAUUGUCGCACCACAAUCUCGACAACGAGUUUGAGUUGUACACAUCAUGGGCUAUGUCGAAACCAGCGGUCGGAAGUGACUACAAGCGACAGGAAGAACUGGGUAGAGAAUUCGACGCCAUCAAAGACAGAUUCCGUGCCUUGUGCUUUGAGGCCGCUGGUGGUCGCGACGAGGACAAAAUUGACAGAUUCGUGGCAGCCAUGUACAAAAUCACGGAACAAGAGAUCGCCAUUGCACUGUUUGAGCAUCGCCGUGGAGCAACGAAUGAGGCUAGCAGUAUCAUUCCAGCCCGGAAGCUCGAAACAAAGUCAAUGCCUCUGAUUAGUUUCCCUUGGAUCUUCCCUUGGGUCAUGAUUCAAGUCGCAUCAGACGGGAAGUGCGAUCCAAAACGCUCGAUACUCGCUGCGGCUCAUCGCUUUAUGCCUGUUCCUACGCUUCCCAUUGUCCAUGACGCCUCAGUAGAUGCAUUCGGACUCAUCGAUUCCCAAGCUACACUCCCAAAGAGCGCAUUGAAUGAUGGAGCUGACGAGAAGGUUGUCGUUACUUCGGAAGAAGAGAGAGAGGAAGGAGAACUGCCACAGGGCAUGGAGGCGAUGUUUCUAUUUGAAGACUUUGACAACUAA
Molecule: messenger RNA, 3816 nt
Organism: Trichoderma gamsii
Lineage: Eukaryota; Fungi; Ascomycota; Sordariomycetes; Hypocreales; Hypocreaceae
Exons: 2
Coding region: 1-3816 (1271 amino acids)
Biological process (GO): siRNA processing
Cellular component (GO): nuclear RNA-directed RNA polymerase complex
Molecular function (GO): RNA-directed RNA polymerase activity; RNA binding
Source: RefSeq, a predicted model, not a curated record